This is a messenger RNA of Fraxinus pennsylvanica, 1434 nucleotides long. The record is from the annotation of a GenBank genome assembly. NCBI's taxonomy places the organism in Eukaryota, Viridiplantae, Streptophyta, Magnoliopsida, Lamiales, Oleaceae.
AUGGCGCAAUCUGGAGACGAGUUCAAUCGACCGGUGGCGGAUGCGGUAGCAAGCUCCACCCUUGAGAUGGUGCUAUCCGACACCAGUUUGUCGCGACUGAAGCGGAUGGUGAUGGCUUCGUGGAUCGAAAUAAAGACCCUGUUUCCACUUGCUGCACCUUCAAUCAUGAUGUACUUGAUAAACAAUUCCGUGUCCAACACUGCUAGGAUCUUCUCUGGCCACCUUGGCGAUCUUGAGUUUGCAGCUUGGAGUCUUGGCAGCAGCGGCAUUCAUCUAUUUGGCUAUGGCCUCUUGCUAGGAAUGGGAAGUGCAGUCGAAACCCUAUGUGGACAAGCAUAUGGUGCAGGCAGAUACGAAAUGUUAGGCAUCUAUCUACAAAGAGCAAGUAUUGUUCUUUUCUUGACCGGUCUCCCAACAACCUUAAUCUAUAUAUUUUCAAAACAAAUCUUAAUUUUCAUGCAUGAACCCAAAAACGUGGCAUCACUAGCAGCAGUGAUCGUUCACGGCCUCGUCCCACAGCUUUUUGCAUUCACAGUCAACUUCCCAAUACAAAAAUUUCUCCAAUCACAGAGUUUAGUACUCCCCGGUGCUUAUAUUUCAUUGGCCACUGCUGGGGUGCAUGUACUCUUAUCAUGGGUUGCAGUGUACAAGAUUGGUUUUGGAUUGAUUGGGCUAUCAUUGGUUUGGAGCUUUUCUUGGUGGAUCCUUGUCACGGCCCAGUUUCUUUAUAUUUUAUUGAGCCCAAAAUGUAAGCACACUUGGAAUGGAUUGAAAUGGGAGGCUUUUAAUGGGCUUUGGGAAUUUGUGAAAUUAUCAGUUGGUUCAGCAGUGAUGCUGUGCUUGCAAACGUGGUACCUUCAGGUACUAGUCUUGAUUGCAGGACUUUUUAGGAACCCUGAACUUGCCUUGGAUGCACUUUCAGUAUGCUUGUCGAUAAAUAACAUGUUAUACACAGUUGCAAUAGGGUUCAAUGCUGCUGCUAGUGUUCGAGUGAGCAAUGAGCUCGGAGCAGGAAAUCCUAAGUCAGCAGCUUUUUCCGUUUUCAUGGUGAUUUUUGUUUCAUUUAUCCUUGCUUUGGUGGAUGCUGCAACCGUAUUAUGGCAACGUCAUAGAAUUAGUCAUGUAUUCACCGAUGGCGAAACAGUGGCUCAUGCAGUAUCAGAACUUUGUCCAUUCUUAUCGGUUACUAUCGUUCUUAAUGGUAUCCAACCCGUCUUGUCCGGGGUGGCCGUUGGUUGUGGAUGGCAAGCAUUUGUUGCGUACAUAAAUGUAGGGUGUUACUACAUUGUGGGAGUUCCCCUUGGUUGUCUUUUGGGAUUCAAAUUCAACCUCAGUGUUAAGAUGCUUUAUACUUGUACAGGGAAUAUGGUCAGGUAUGAUCGGAGGAGCAAUGAUUCAAAUCAUCAUUUUGCUUUGGGUGACGUGUCGAACUGA